Magnolia sinica is the source of this 1767-nucleotide messenger RNA. Its product is annotated as serine/threonine-protein kinase SAPK10. The coding region runs from base 230 to 1312 and encodes 360 amino acids. Lineage: Eukaryota; Viridiplantae; Streptophyta; Magnoliopsida; Magnoliales; Magnoliaceae. The record is from RefSeq and is a predicted model, not a curated record. Gene Ontology annotation, molecular function: protein serine/threonine kinase activity; ATP binding. Gene Ontology annotation, cellular component: nucleus. Gene Ontology annotation, biological process: protein phosphorylation; intracellular signal transduction. The transcript is spliced from 9 exons.
CUCCUCUCUUUCUCUCUGCAAUUCAACCUCUCACGGGCUUCUCAUUUCUUCGACCAACCCCACCUUCUCGAUCGAUCUAUCUGAUCCAACGGUCUUUAUCCAGCCACGUCACCUUCCCCUUCCUUUUGCUACCCAUCUCGAUCCGAGCUCUCUGCUGCUCGAUCAUGUAAGCAGAGACUCCCUCUCCCGGCAUCGUCAGAGGAGGAGAGCUGUAGAAUUCGUUUUCUCGAUGGAUCGAUCGGCGCUGACGGUGGGCCCCGCCAUGGACAUGCCGAUAAUGCACGAUAGCGAUCGGUACGAGCUCGUCCGAGACAUCGGGUCGGGGAAUUUCGGCGUCGCCAGGUUGAUGAGAGACAAGCAGACCCGAGAGCUCGUCGCCGUCAAGUACAUCGAGAGAGGCGAGAAGAUAGAUGAAAAUGUACAAAGAGAAAUUAUCAACCACAGGUCUCUCCGGCACCCGAACAUUGUUAGGUUCAAAGAGGUUAUAUUAACACCAACCCAUCUGGCCAUUGUGAUGGAAUAUGCAUCCGGUGGGGAGCUUUUUGAGCGUAUAUGUAAUGCUGGACGCUUCAGUGAGGAUGAGGCACGUUUCUUCUUCCAGCAACUUAUAUCGGGAGUCAGCUACUGUCAUUCGAUGCAAGUUUGUCAUCGCGAUCUGAAGCUGGAAAAUACUCUGUUGGAUGGUAGUCCUGCUCCUCGUCUGAAGAUAUGUGAUUUUGGGUAUUCCAAGUCCUCUGUACUGCACUCGCAACCAAAGUCAACUGUUGGGACUCCUGCAUACAUCGCACCUGAAGUGUUACUCAAGAAGGAAUAUGAUGGAAAGAUUGCAGAUGUGUGGUCAUGUGGAGUAACCCUCUAUGUCAUGCUAGUGGGUGCAUACCCUUUUGAGGACCCUGAGGAGCCCAAGAACUUUAGGAAGACAAUACAGCGAAUUUUGAGUGUGCAGUACUCUAUCCCGGACUAUGUUCACAUAUCGCCUGAAUGCCAACACCUGAUCUCUAGGAUUUUUGUCGCCAAUCCUGCCACGAGGAUAAGCAUUCCAGAGAUCCGAAACCACGAGUGGUUCCUAAAGGACCUCCCAGCAGAUCUUAUGGAUGAAAACAUGGUGAACCAGUUUGAAGAGCCUGACCAACCCAUGCAGAGCAAUGACGAGAUCAUGCAGAUCAUUGCGGAAGCCACGAUACCUGCGGCUGGGACCCGCAGCAUCAACCAGUUUUUGACAGGCGACGACCUCGACGAUGACAUGGAGGAUUUAGAGUCCGACCCCGAACUUGAUGUUGACAGCAGUGGGGAGAUCAUCUACGCAAUGUGACCUGCGAUGGAGUUGGGACCUGAUGACCCACUCUCAUGAUGAAUCCAGUGCGCUUCUAAGUCCAUGUCGGGUCCGGUUGGGCUGUAGGCCUGAUAUAGUCAAUGGCGGUCAAUAGAGGGAAGUGGGUCCCGCUUGAUCUGCCACUGCCAAAUUGCUACCUGGCAAUUGAAGCAGGGCAUGUGUUCAUAUGAAAGAAAAUGCAGUUUGACCAUGUCUGUAUGUUUGGAAGGACUAUGUUGACUGCUAUCAAGGGCGGGGAUUUCAGGAUCUGGAAAUGGUGGGUUAUUUCUGCAGGUUGGUGAGAAUCCCCAGCUUUGCAUGUUUUGCUCAUGUUCUGUUCUUCUGUUGUUGUUGUGCUCUUGUUGUUUUGCUUCUCUUCCAAAGUGGUACAUAUGUAAAAUCUUCCACGCUUGUGAAACACUUAAUUAGUUUGAUGUUGUGUUCUUCUUCUUGCA